GUGAAAUUCAUGUCAUGUUGAUCUUGUGGUAUGUGUUUUUUUUUUGCAGGACAUGGGGUUCCCCUCCAGGCGGACAUUGCCGUGGGUGACAUGAUGAAGAAGGACCAGGAGCGGUACCCGGAGCGGAGAGAGGAGUUGCUCAACAUGCUCGGCGUCGACCCGAACUGGAGGAUGCACCAGGUUUCUGACGGACAGAGGAGGAGGGUCCAGCUCCUGCUCGGCCUGGUGAAGCCGUUCAAGCUCCUCCUGCUUGAUGAGGUCACCACCAGCUUAGACGUCGUGGUUCGACAAGACCUGCUGCACUGGCUCCACAAGGAGAGCGUGGAGCGGGGUGCCACCAUCAUCUACGCCACCCACAUCUUCGACGGGCUGGACGAAUGGCCGACCCACCUCACCUACCUCACCAGGGACGGAAGCACGGGCUGGCAGGGACGGCUGGAAGACCUGGAGCUCAACCGACAAAUGAAGGAGAGGGGCGAGACUUGCACCCUCCUGAAGGUUGCAGUUCACUGGCUGAGGGGGGAGCAGGAAGAAUACAGAAAGGAAACCUUGGAGCGCAGGCGGCAGGUGGAGGAGUCCGGGGGGUCUGACGCCAUCCGCAACCGCAACCCCAACCUCAAAGCAUACGUCGCAGGGGGAGGGUUCGCACCGGGACGGAUGGCCCAUCAGGGUAUCUGAGCAGUUUUGAGGCACCGCCUCGCAGCCGCUGGCAAGUAAAAGGCGGGCCGUUGUCUUGUCGGGUAAACUGAGAAUUCCCAAACAUAUCUUGGAAGUCAGCACGCCCUGCGUCAAAUGUAGGGUAUACGGAUGGUGUGAGAAAAGGAACAGACAUGAGCUAACGUACCGUCCAGCCGAAUGUCUCCGUUACAAAAUGCUUUACAUUUUGCGACACCCAACAAUCCGGUGAUGCUCAAACACGAAGUUCGCCGAUCACUGCGGCGUAACAACAAGAUGACUACCCUAUGAAGAGAGAUGUUCAAGCAGUUCAUCCAUGGGUCGGAUAUUUCCUAUGCAUACGCUCUAGAUAGUUUGUUGUUGGAUCGUUUUUGAACUAGUGUAAGGGUUGGGUUGAAAGAAAGUGCAACUGGUGAAGGUGUAGCUGGGCCUACAAAAAACCGUCUCGUGGCUCUUGAGUGUUGGUAUUUUUUUCAUGAUGUAUGUUCGUGGUGCAUGUGUGUUGAGUAUCUUCCCGAAGUUUUCUGGAAUAUACGAAAGGGGGGAUGCCCUGUCCUUACCCGCUUUGGGGGCAAGCCAAAAUGGCGAGCGUUUUCGGGAUGAGCGAGUAGCUGUUGGUUCAAUUCUUCAAACGCACCGGUUGCGCCGCGUGACACUGGGUUGUCUGCUUCACUAGAGUAGACCAGAGUGAGCUUCUUGUUUUUUGUGGUGAAGUCAAGCGAACGCGUCAUGGGUUGGUCGGUCUGUGUCGGCAUAGCACUAGAUACGUAUAUUUUAUUGAACGUACGAACGUCGCGAUCGAGUCGACCGCAGACUAAAACAGCGACCCGUCAGACGUGGGACACGCCGCCUGGAAUGCCUGUCACCGCCAAUGAAACACUGCUGUUAUUGUGGGAUGGGCGCGCUUCACUCGGUGGCCGGCCUGAACUCAAAAAGACGACAGGAGCCUAUAGGCAUUGCCUGACG
Molecule: messenger RNA, 1641 nt
Organism: Ectocarpus siliculosus
Lineage: Eukaryota; Phaeophyceae; Ectocarpales; Ectocarpaceae
Source: the annotation of a GenBank genome assembly